AUGUUUAAUUUUUCUCGAUCUUCUCAACAUUCUAACUCAUAUAUGUCUUCUCAUUCAAAAAAAUCAUAUUAUGUAACACCAUUACACAAAUUAGAUAAUUUAACAAAAAAAUAUAAACCAAAAAAAGUUAUUGAAAAUGAUAACUAUAAACAAUUAUGUCGCACGGGUGAAUGUAUACCAUUUCAACAACCAUCGUCCUACCAUUGUCAUGAUAUACAUCAUCGAACAUCCAUUGAAACAUUAGAUGAACUAAUCGAUCGUGCUCAUCAAACAACACAUUAUACAACUGACACAGAAAAUCAACUCCGUCCACCACCUCAAUCAUCGCAACCUGCAUUCAAACAAAUCGAAUUCGUUCACCUCACUCAUCCAUCUACCAUUCUCUUACUCGAAGUCAAUUAUCUACCACCGGAAAAUAGCCCGGCGUUUAUCAAACUCAAACAACUAUGUGGGAUUAUUUUUUCAUCAUCAAAUCACAUUUAUUCAUGGGGAGACCCAGUAAAGGAAUUAACAAAAUUUUGCAAAUUCCAUUUAUUUAGUGCAGAUGAGAUACGUCAACCCGAACUACAUGAUAUACAAGACGACUUUAAAGAUUGGUUCCAUUCUUCAUAUCCACCGUCAGAUGAUCAUAAAUCUGAAGCAAACGAUCAAUAUUCUUUACAAUCAGCUAUUUACCUUAUUUUUACCGAAUGGUUAGACAAGAGAAUGACUCUUGCUAAUUGGGGUUGUGGUAUUGAUCUGGCCUUGGGGACGUAUAUACCAUCAGAUUUGGUUGGACGUGAGCGAUAUGACAUCAUUAAAGGUGAAGAAGAACUACGUUUAGCAAUGAAAGAUUAUGCCAUCAAUGACUGCUUUGCAACCACACGACUAAUGUAUCUAGUUAUAUACAAAUGGUCACGGGAACAGGUUAACAACUAUCAACAGUCGCUGGAACAAUUAUUGUCACAAUGUACAUUAGCGCAACAAUCAAUGGAAUAUGAACCGAUAUCUGAUGAUGAACUGGCGGUUGUUCAUGUACGAGAUGAACGGCCGUCAGUAGUGGAAGAUCUACCUGAUGAUAAUGAAGAACAGCAACCGCUGGUUCAUGUAGAAUAUGAACCACGGACUCCGUUGACACAUCAAUUGUUUACAGGUGAGUUAUCAAUACACGUUGAUGAACCGCUAACACCUUUAUUUUUGCAUUCACCACCGCAUCGACACUCAUCAUCAUCAACGACUCGUGUGCCUGAAUCAUCAUCUCACUCAUCAUCAACGACUCGUGUGCCUGAAUCAUCAUCUCACUCAUCAUCACAUCAUCACCAACACCUCGUACCAUACACAUUGAACCAUCAUCAAAUCGUCCAUCCUCCACAUCCACACCUCGUACAAUACCCGCUGAACCACCAUCCCAUCGACCAUCAUUGA
This is a messenger RNA of Didymodactylos carnosus, 1404 nucleotides long. The record is from the annotation of a GenBank genome assembly. NCBI's taxonomy places the organism in Eukaryota, Metazoa, Rotifera, Eurotatoria, Philodinida, Philodinidae.